AUGCGAACUUUUGCCGCCACGUCACGAGACAACAUCUUGUCGCUCCCGUUCAGCUUCCACGCGCUGUUCAUUGAGCUGCUCAACGACCUUACCACCAAGGUGCACGCGUUCGAGCGCUGGCAAGGCGCGUACGAGAACCCCGACGGCGCGCACGACUUCGAAGAGAUUGAAGAGGGUAUCGACCGCGUCGUCGACGACAUCUCGCCACAUUGGCUUCUCCAAGAGAAGUUGAUCUGGCUGAACGCGCUGCUGCGUCUUCACGAGCGUCGCGAGCAGCUCGCCGAAGCCGCUUGUUGUAAAGUGGCAAGCAUCGAGUACGUGCAGCGCGCGGGUCUUGGACACGGUUCAGACAGCUCGCACUUCGGUCGCUUGCAGCAGUGGGUCGUACGCGAGCUGUUCGAAGCGCGCAGGUACGCGAACCGAGCGGACUGGAUCGAGAAGGAGCUGGCCAUCAGUGAGUUGCUGCUGGUGGCGCUCAAGCAGCAGCGGCGCUUCAAUGAAUACCAGGAGACGACCGAGUACAUGGGCGCGUUGGUCCGCCGCCUCGCCGACAGGGACGACAGUCAGCACAACAGCUCGAGCUUCUCCUUCUACCGCGUCCGCUUCGCCGGCGGUUGCGUGCCGACGUUGAUCGCCAAAGACGAGUUCAUCUACAAGCGGAGCAAGUUCACGUCGCUCGGGGAGUUCGUAGGCGAGAUGAAGACCAUGCUCCGCGCCAAGUACCCGCAGUGUGAGCGCGUCGACGUCGUUCCAGAGCCGAAGCCUCUGACGGGAAGUGACAGCAACCCCAACGUCAUUUACUUGCGAGUCACCACGGUGGAGGAGGCACUUCCCGAGGAGCUCGCGCGGCUCAAAAUGGCGGAGCCCCGCAGUCAUCACUGGCGCGUGGCGUUCAAGUUUGCGGUGCCCUUCACGCUGGGCAGCGCGUCGUCCUACGGCAAGACGUCCGAGCAGAUGAAGCGACUCACGUUCCUGUCGGUGGCACGCGCGUUCCCGUGCCGACUGAGCAGGCAGCGAGUGCGUCUGCGUCACGAGGAAGUCCGCUGCCCCAUUGACAACUCCAUGGACGACAUCCAGAAGCGCUGCGCCCUGCUCCAAGCUGAGAUCGACAAGGGAAGAGUCGGCAAGACGGACCUGAAGACGCUCACGCUCGUGCUCAAGGGCAGCGUGGACACGCACGUGCACGGAGGCAUCCCCGAG
Phytophthora sojae is the source of this 1200-nucleotide messenger RNA. RefSeq lists its product as hypothetical. NCBI's taxonomy places the organism in Eukaryota, Oomycota, Peronosporomycetes, Peronosporales, Peronosporaceae. The transcript has a single exon. Gene Ontology annotation, biological process: positive regulation of GTPase activity; small GTPase-mediated signal transduction. The annotation marks the transcript as partial. Gene Ontology annotation, molecular function: guanyl-nucleotide exchange factor activity. The record is from RefSeq and is a predicted model, not a curated record.